AUGUUUCUGUCUCUUCCUACAUUGACUUUCCUUACUCCAUUGGCCUCUCUAGCAGGACUAUUCUCAGCCUUCAUGGAAGAAAACUUCCCACUGGGCUGCACCUGCUCAACCAGCCUGUGCUUUCACAGUCUGCCUAUUAGCAUACCAGUUUCUCAGUUCUUCCACCUUUGGACUUGGAUGGGUAUUAAAUGCUUCAGGCAUAAUUAA
This is a messenger RNA of Neogale vison (American mink), 207 nucleotides long. RefSeq names its product phosphatidylinositol N-acetylglucosaminyltransferase subunit Y-like. Lineage: Eukaryota; Metazoa; Chordata; Mammalia; Carnivora; Mustelidae. The record is from RefSeq and is a predicted model, not a curated record. Bases 1 to 207 code for a protein of 68 amino acids. The transcript is spliced from 2 exons.